UUCUUUUCUUCUCGCGAUGUACAGACUUCUUCGCGGCUCUGGGCUCCUGAUAAGGAAUCUUCUUAACGUCUUUUCUUACCCUCAAGAUGUAACUGUCCCAUGGGACAAUAUUUGGAAAGAGGCAACAAGUGGGAGCGCAAAAAAGUGUUCAGAUUAGGAAGAAUCCUGUAAAUUAUUGCUGCAGUUUCCACGUUUCAGUUUUUCCAUCUGUAAAAUCGGUGUACUAAUAACUCCUACUCGACAAGGUCCCUAGACAGCAGUGAAAGAAGUCAAGAUGCCUUUGGAUUGGAAAACAUUACGGAGAGUUAACCCAGAUAACUUGCUUCGCCAAGAAAAAUUAGCAGAUGAUUUACUGGUUUCUCUCUCUAAGGUUGAAAUAAAAGACCUAAAAGAUGAAAAGCAAGAAAAUGUGAUCCAUCUUUUCCGAAUUACUCAGUCUUUAAUGAAGAUGAAAGCCCAAGAAGUGGAAUUAACAUUAGAAGAAGUGGGAAAAGCUGGAGAACAACAGGCCAAAUUUGAAAAUCAGUUAAAAUCUAAAAUUAUGAAACUGGAAAGUGAGCUUGAGAUGGCACAGCAGUCUGCAGGAGGUCGGGAUACGUGGUUUCUGCAAGAUGAAAUUCAUCAGCUGGAAAAACAACUGGAGCAGGAGCACAGAGAAUUAGAGGAUUUGGAAAAAGAGAUGGAAAAAGAGAAAAAAGUCAAUGAACAAUUGGCUCUUCGUAAUGAAGAGGCAGAAAAUGAAAAUAGCAAAUUAAGGAAAAAGAAUGAACAGCUUCGUCAAGAUAUCAUUGACUAUAGGAAACAAAUAGAUUCACAAAAGGAAGCGCUUAUGUCCAGAAGAAGAAAAGAUAGUGAUUAUCAGUUACAAUUGACUAAAAAAAAAUCUGAACUUGUGCAAUAUCUGGAUGAAAUUCAGAAUUUAACAGAAGUGAAUAAGAAAAUUGAAAUUCAAAAUCAAGAAAUGAGAAAGAACCUGCAAGAAUCAGUGCAGGAAAUGGAGAAGAUGACUGAUAAAUAUAAUAGAAUGAAAAGCAUUGUUCAACAGAAUGACAAUCUAAUGGAUCAGUUAAAAAAAGAAAGGCUUCUGGUACAGGAACUUACAGAACUUCUAAAAAGAAAAGAUGAAGAAAACGAUCCCAUUAUGGCUGCUGUUGACACAAAAGUUGAAGAGUGGAAGGGAAUUUUGGCUUCUAAAGAUGAUGAAAUAAUUGAAUAUCAACAAAUAUUGUGUAAUUUAAAAGAAAAACUUAGGAAUGUCCAACUUGAUGCUGACAGAAAUGUUAUUGUUUUACAACAGGGCAUACAAGAAAGAGAUGGUCAAAUUAAAAUGCUUACUGAACAAAUAGAACAAUGCACAAAAGAAAUGGAAACAAACACACUGAUUUUUGAAGACUUGAGAAAUGAACUCAAGAGCAGAGAUUCUUCAACUGCAUCUCAGUUGAAUCAUUUUGUAGAAAUGCAAACAAAGCUUGAAAAUUUAGAACAGAAAAAUAAAGAUGCUGAGAGGACAGCGGAGCUGGCCGAAGCUGAUGCCAGAAAGAAGGACAAAGAGCUUAUUGAGACCCUGGAGCGUCUAAAAGAAUAUGAAAUGAAACAGUAUGGUCUAAAAGAGGCUGUGGCUGAAAUAAAGACUUAUAAGUCUCAAGUUAAAAUAAGGGACCAAGAUAUUGAAGCAUUAAUGAUAGAAAUGAACAAACUUGAGUUAAAGAUGAAUGAUUUUCUUGAUGAAAAUGAAGAUCUUAGGGAACGUCUGGGUCUUGAUCCAAAGACAAUGAUUGAUUUAACUGAGUUCAGAAAGAACAAAAAUCUAAAACAGCAACAGUAUAAAGCUGAAAACCAAAUUCUUUUAAAAGAGAUUGAAAGCCUGGAAGAAGAAAGAUUUGAACUGAAACAGAAGAUUCAAAAAAUGUCUCAAGAUAAAGCAAAGAAAUCUGGAACUUUAGCUGAUGACCUACAUCUGACUAACAUCUUUAAUCAGGAACUGAGAAUGGAAGAAAGAAAAUCUGUGGAUUCUGUAAACAUUGAUGAAUUUAAGUUAAAGAAUGAAUAUCUUUCAAAGGAACUAAAUGAAAAGGAGAAAGAUUUGGAAAGGAAUAGAAUAGUAAUAGCCAACUUCCAAAACAAAGUAAAAGAACUUAUAGAAGAAAAAGCACAACUUGAAGAAGGUUUGAAAGAAAUACUGCAGACAAUCAAGGAAAUGUCGACAGAGCCUGGUAUUAAAGGAGAAACACCUCUGAUCAUGACUAGUGUUGAAAAAUUAGUUGAUGCUCUAGAUUCGAAGAAUGCUGUGGGAGUUUUUGAUGCAAACCUACAUUUGAAAGCUCAAGUUGACCAACUUAUAGGACGAAAUAAAGAAUUAAGAGAUGAGCUUAAAAAAACUCGAAAAGAGGCUAUAGAUUGCUCUCAAGAUUUGGCAAAAGCAAAUUUAAAGGUGGAAAAUCUUGAAAAAGAAAUUUGUCUUUUACAUAAAGCAAAAGGAUCAAAUGUUGUAUUCAGAGGAGUUGAUCUACCAGAUGGAAUGACACCAUGUAGUGCAAAUAUAAUUAAUUCUCAAAAUGAAUACUUGAUACAUAUUUUACAGGAAUUAGAAAAUAAAGAACAAAUGUUUAAAAAAUUAGAAGAUUCACUUGAAGAAUAUAAUAGGAAAUUCUCAGUCAUUCGGCAUCAGCAAGGCUUGUUAUAUAAAGAGUAUCUAAGUGAGAAGAAAAUCUGGCAAACAGAAUCUGAAAAGCUGAGAGAAGAAAAGAAAAAACUUGAGGAUCAAGUUGAACAAGAUGCUAUAAAAAUAAAAGAAUAUAAUAACUUACUUAGUGCUCUCCAGGUGGAUGCUGAUGAGACAAAAAAACUUCUUUCUAAGUAUAGUAGGAAAAUCAGUGUCUUGCAAGUUAAUGAAAAGUCCCUGAUAAGGAAAUAUACAACUUUAUUAGAAAUGGAGCGGCAUUUAAGAAAAGAAAACAAUAAACAGAAGAAUGAAUUGAUAGACAUGGAAGCUGCAGUUAGAGACAAAAUUGGCCAUUUGCAAAGAUUCAAGGAAACAACCACUUUCAGAAUUGCAGCUCUCCAAAAACUCUUAGACAAUUGUGUUCCUCUCUCAGAACUUGAAUUGGCCAAUAAGCAAUACAAUGAAUUGACUGCAAAGUAUAGGGACAUGCUGCAAAAAGAUAAUAUGCUUGUCCAGCGAAUGAGCAGUUUGCAGUUGUUGGAGUGUGAAAAUAAAUCCCUGAAAGAACAGAUAGAUGUCAUAAGUAAGGAAUUGGAGAUCACCAAGGAAAAAUUUCAUACUAUGGAACAAGCAUGGGAACAAGCCACGAAAUUAGGAAGUGAUUCAACCCUGGAUGAAACUCAAAGAGCUAUAACGAACAGUGAAAUUGUUUCCAUUUCUAAAAAGAUUACAGUGUUGGAAAUGAAGGAACUCAAUGAAAGGCAACGUGCAGAACAUUCUCAAAAAAUGUAUGAGCAUUUACAGGCUUCAUUAAAGCAAGUGGAAGAACGUAAUUUUGAAUUGGAAACCAAGUUUUCUGAGCUUACUAAAAUCAACUUGGCUGCCCAACAACUGGAACAAACGUUAAGAGAUGAACUAGCUGAGAGUGUGAGUAAGCAAGUGAGUGAUGCUGAUAGGCAGCAGAUUCUAGAGUUAGAAAAGAGUGAAAUGGAAUUGAAGGUGGAGGUGUCCAGACUGAAGGAGAUUGCUGAUAUUGCCAAAACUCAAGUUGAAGCUCUGAAUUCACAUCAACAGUCCAGAGAAAAGGAAGUAGAAUCUCUGAGAAUGCAGGUGUUAGACUACCAGGCACAGUCAGAUGAAAAAGCCCUCAUUGCCAAGUUGCAUCAGCAUAUUGUUGCAUUGCAAAUGAGUGAAGCCACUUCUGUUAGCAAGUUGGAGUCAGUGACUUCCCAGCUGCAGAAGAUGGAGACCUACAAAUUGCGUCUUGAGCAAAAGCUUGAUGAGAAGGAGCAGAGUCUGUACUUUGCCCGCCUGGAAGGGAGAAACAGAGCAAAGCAUCUGCGUAGCACCAUUCAGGCCUUGCGACGACAGUUCAGUGGGGCCUUGCCCUUGGCCCAGCAGGAGAAAUUUUCCAAAACAAUGAUUCAGCUCCAGAAUGACAAACUGCAAGUCAUGCAAGAGGUCAGGACUUGUCAGGAGGAGCGGAGAACCACGGAAAACAAAACGCUGGAGCUGGAAUUAAAGUUGAAAGGCCUUGAGGAGCUAAUAAGCACCUUAAAGGAUGCCAGGGGAGCCCAGAAGGUAAUUGGUUGGCAUAUGAAAAUACAAGAACUUCAUCUUCAAGAACUCAAACUCAAUAGAGAAUUUGUGAAAGAUAAAGAAGAAAUAAAAUAUUUGAAAAAUGUAAUUUCUGACUAUGAACACACAAUUAGCAAUUUAGAAGAAGAGAUUGUACAACAAAACAAGAUUCAUGAAGAACAGCAGAUGACCUGGGAUCAAAGAGAGGUUGAGUUAGAACGUCAGCUGGAUAUAUUUGUUAGUCAACAAAAUGAAAUCUUGAACGCAGCACAAAAGUUUGAAGAGGCUACAGGAUCAAUACCAGACCCUAGGUUGCCUCUUUCAAGUCAACUUGAGAUAGCUUUGAGAAAAAUCAAGGAGAAUGUUCGAAAAAUCAUGGAGACACAAGCGACUUGUAAAUUAUUGGAGGAGAAACUGAAGGAGAAAGAAUCUGCCUUACGGGAAGCAGAACAAAAUGUUCUGUCAAGAGAUAGAAUAAUCAACGAACUCAGACUCCGCCUACCUGCUGCAGCAGAAAGAGAGCGGCUCAUGGCCCAGCUCAGUAGAAAGGAAGAAGAGCCAGAGAGCCAUCAUGUAUUGAAAGUUGCUCACCAGGCUAUUGCCAACAUGCAAGCGAGAUUAAAUCAAAAGGAGGAGGUCAUAAAGAAAUAUCAGGAUCUGCUAGAAAAAGCCAGAGAGGAGCAAAGAGAAAUUAUCCAGAAGCAUCAGGAAGAAGUUUUCAUUCUUCAUCAAAAAUUAGACCUGCAGGGUGACAGUUCACUUAGCAAAUUCAAACAAACAGCUAUGGAGUUAAUGAAACAACCUUCUGUACCAGUUGCUACCAGCAAGCAUUUUACGCGUCUGGCAGAAAUGGAACAAACUCUUGCAGAACAGGAUAAUUGUAUUUCUUCACUUUUGAAUAAAAUGAAGAAAAUGACACAUGAAAUAGACAAACAAAAACAAAUUACUUUAACCAAAGUCAAAGAAUUUGAAAGCACCCGAACCCGCCUUGAAGAAAAUCAUGCAGAGACUGUGAAAAAACUGCAAGCUGAGAUAGAAGACUUAAAAUAUUCUAUGUCCCAGACACAGAGAAAGUUGCAGCACUUUAAAUCUGAAGUACAGGUUCAGAAAGAAGCCAACACAAGAGCUCCAACAGCCACCAUGAAAAAUUUAGUAGAGCGGCUCAAGAGCCAAUUAGCCUUGAAAGAAAAACAGCAAAAAGCCCUUAGUCGAGCCCUUUUGGAGCUCCGAACAGAGAUGACAGCUGCUGCUGAAAAACACAUCAUUCUUUCUACAUCCAAGAAAAAGGAAAACGUCAAUUUUCAGGAGAUUGUUGAUCACCACACUAGAGAUCUUCAGAUUCAUAUAGAAGAUUUAAAUGAAAAUCUUCUGAAAUGUAAAGAAGCUCUUAAAACAAGUAAAAGCAGAGAGGACUCUCUGAAUAAACAGUUAGAUGCCUUAAACAAUGAAAUGCAAAAAAAAGAGAAAGCUUAUCACAAAAUACUUAGAGAAAAAGAAGAAUUAGAAAAAGAAUAUGAAAAAAUGGAAAAGCUAGUUAAAACCUUUGGAUUGCAGUCUGGAAGAAGUGGCAAGACAAUUCCUGAACUAGAAAAAAUUGUAGGUUUAAUGAAAAAAGUUGUGGACAAAGUCCAGAAAGAAAAUGAAUAUUUGAAACAAGCAUCAGGAAUAAUGACAAGUGAGAAAAUGUCUGCUCUUGAGCUUGAAAAUAAAAAUUUGAAGAGUGAAUUAGAAAAGUUGAAGCUUCAUCUUGGACGUCAACUAAGCUUGCAAUAUGAGUUUAAUGCUAAAGGUCCAGAGAACAUCAUGGUUGAAAGUGACAGUCUCUUCGUAAAGAACUUAAAAAAAUUAACCACUGAUGUAGAGUUGGUUCAUCAAGCAGGAACUAGUCGAGAGCAAAUUGAAGAGGAAAAUGUUGUUUCUGGACAAUGAACAUUUGGACCUGCCAUCAAUUCAAGUUGUGACUCUACCACUAAGAACUUUAUAACUAUGUGUGGUAUGCAACUCACCCAGUAAAUCUCAGAGGUCUCUCAAAGUGUAAAGAGAAGUUUAUUUGAUUCUCAUGAGAAGCAGGCAGUCACUUUCACCAUAUGGAGAGGUAAAAGUGAGGGCUCAGAGCACAGAUAGAAGGACUGUCUAAUUUCCCCAAAACAAUACUGACCCUCCCCACUGGCUCAUCCUCAGUGACUGAGAAUGUGACCUUACAUUCUAAGAGAGAAAACUACAGCUAAUGGGGAAGCAAACCAUAGAUUCAAAUUUAAAUAAAAACAUUCCUUUUACUGAC
Sarcophilus harrisii (Tasmanian devil) is the source of this 6521-nucleotide messenger RNA. RefSeq names its product centrosomal protein of 290 kDa-like. The coding region runs from base 275 to 6169 and encodes 1964 amino acids. NCBI's taxonomy places the organism in Eukaryota, Metazoa, Chordata, Mammalia, Dasyuromorphia, Dasyuridae. The transcript has 43 exons. The record is from RefSeq and is a predicted model, not a curated record. Gene Ontology annotation, biological process: camera-type eye development; kidney development.